Molecule: messenger RNA, 1211 nt
Organism: Stegastes partitus (bicolor damselfish)
Lineage: Eukaryota; Metazoa; Chordata; Actinopteri; Pomacentridae
Product: phytanoyl-CoA dioxygenase domain-containing protein 1
Exons: 7
Coding region: 153-950 (265 amino acids)
Source: RefSeq, a predicted model, not a curated record
CAGUAUAAAAGCUCUGCCACAGACGAUCCAGACUCACAGAAGCGAGCAGCAGAAGACUGAACAGCAGACAGCUCCAGCACCACCACAUACAGUCUCUACCUUAUAAAUUUUGGAAGCAGAAAGCCUGAGGAAUCAGAAACUGUCCGACAGAGAUGACUACAUCCGCAGCUAAACUACAGGAGACCUACAACCAGCAGGGCUUCCUCUCAGCGCUGCCUGUGCUGAAUGAGGCUGAGCUAAGGGAGGCCAGAAAUGCCUUUUCUAAGCUGGAGGAGGAAUUUGGUGAGGAGUACACUCAGUACAGCCUCCACAAUGUUCACCUUCAGUACCCGUGGGUGAUGGGCCUCACCAAACACCCUCGUGUCCUGGAAGUGGUCAAAGCCGUCCUGGGCCCUGAUGUCAUCCUGCUUGACUCCCGCUUCAUCUGUAAAUACCCAACGCUCAAACCGGCCAACAUCCAGGAGAACGAAGAAAACAAACCCGACAAGAACGAACUUCCAUACGUGGCGUGGCAUCAGGAUAUGAGGUAUUGGGGUAUUGCUGGUGGCCCUGUUCUCUCUGUGUGGCUCGCUUUCGAUGACUCACUGAAAGAAAACGGUGCCCUUCAGGUCAUUCCAGGCAGCCACGACUCUGGCAUGUUGCCUCACCGCCAAGCCAUCCGUCCUGGAAACAUGCUGUCGGUCAACCAGGAGAUCCCAGAGGAGCUGGUGCAGGUGGAGGAAGCCGUGCUUUGCCCUCUGUUAGCUGGACAGAUGUCUAUCCACGAUGGACUCCUCGUCCACGCAAGUGACGCCAACACAUCACAGAGGAGGCGCUGUGGCUUCGUGAUCCGCUAUGUUCCCACCGUUGCCUACCCCACAGAGGAUCCUGAUCGGCCGAGGAAAUUUCAUGCAACAAUGUUGGUCUCUGGAACCGACCAGUUCAACCAUUUCUCCAGCAAAAGCACAUGAAUACUUACUGUCUUCCUGCAUAAAAUAGAAGUUGCUUUUUACACUUAACAACAAUAUUUCAUACUUUAUAGUUAGAGCAAAUGUUUAUUGGCUAUUUUUGACCAAUAGAAUAAGUAUGUUGUGAUAUAUUGAAAUGUCUGAGCUGUGAAUCAGUCAUGAAUGAAUGACAUUGUCUUGAUGUGAAUGUUUUCUUGUGCCACAUAUAGUUUUAACUGGACUGUUUUAUGAAACCUUAAAUAAAUUUGACAGAACUUACACAAA